AGUUGCAUUGUAACUGCUGAAAGCUGACUCUGCUCUCUCUUUGUCUCUUCUCUCUUUCUCUACAUGAACAACCACAAGAAAAAUAUAUAAAAAUUGCCCUUUUUUUUUUUUUUUUUGAGAAACUUUUAAUACAUAGUUUAGUUCCUUAAGAAAGCUCAAGAAAAUGUUUAAGCGUGCAAUGAGUCAAUGACGUGAAAAAAAAGGGUAAAGACCCUUUGGAAUUGGUAGUCCAUGCGCAUUGUAAAAGUCAUUUGCUGUACAUCAGUGUGUGUUUUGUACAUGGGGAGUCUAAGAGUCCAAGCUCAGCUGAUCAGAUUUAUCACUAGAUUUUUGAUGAUGAAUCCAAGAAGAGAAGCUUAAGUUUCUGUUAUAGCAAGGUAACCAUAGAUGUAGUCCAAGAUUAUCUUUUGGAGAUUAUCAAAGGUGUUGUUUAUGAGACUUUAUGUGGUACUAGAAUAGCAUAGAAAAGCUUGUGGUCUUCAAAAUUCUUUUAGAGUUUCUGGAAAUCAAGUUGAUUCUGUUAGUGGGUAGGAGCUAAGUCUUCUUCUUUCAUGUGAUUCCCUCUAAAUUGAUGCUUGUAGAAGCUAACUAUCCAUUAGCUUGGAUUUGUAGUAUUUCAAUACUACAAUUUGAUCUUAAGGAGAGAGAUUAUUAGUAUAAUUUAAAUACUUCGUUUUAGUGUAGAAGCUGUUGCUCUCUUGUUUAACUUUUCUUAAAUCAGAAAAGUUUUGCCUGAAUCUCACCAAUGUCGGAAAAGAACAUGCUUCCUUCAAGGUUUCUUUUCUACUUAGGAACCCUUUCUAUGUUCAUUUUGAUUCUUUCAUCUGUGUUCCUUCUUGAAUUUACCAACACUUCGAUUAUACCCAAAUCAGUAUAUAAGAUUAUUCUCUCUAAUAGCACUUCAGUUUACUUAAAACCCAGAAGUGAACAAAUUACACUUCCUUCGCUCCCUUCUGUGGAUACACAAAUUACUGCUGAAAGAACUGUGAGAAGUGGGAAGUUGGCAUGUCAAGUAAACAAUUCGAGUAGGAAAAUGCAAUCUUUAGGAAAGCGUAGAAAGAUGGACUGUGACCCGACUAAGGCACUCUUGAGGGUGUUUAUGUAUGACUUGCCUCCUGAAUUUCACUUUGGAUUAUUGGGUUGGAAGGGGAGUGAGAAGCAAACAUGGCCAAAUGUCAGUAGCUCAGGUAGAAUCCCACCACACCCAGGUGGGCUGAAUUUACAACACAGUAUGGAGUACUGGCUCACCCUUGAUCUUCUGUCGUCGAAUGCCCCAGAUGUGGUAAGACCAUGCAGUGCCAUAAGAGUGAAGAAUUCAAGCCAAGCAGAUGUCAUUUUUGUGCCAUUCUUCUCGUCUCUGAGUUACAACAGGCAUUCUAAGGUUUCUGGAAAGGAGAAAGUUAGUGUUAACCGCAUGUUGCAGAAAAAAUUGGUACAGUUUUUGUGGGGUCAGGUGGAAUGGAAGCGAUUGGGUGGGAAGGAUCAUUUAAUUAUUGCUCACCAUCCAAACAGCAUGUUAGAUGCAAGAAGCAAGUUGGGUUCAGCCAUGUUUGUGCUUGCAGAUUUUGGAAGAUACCCAGUUGAAAUUGCAAAUAUUGGGAAGGAUAUAAUUGCUCCUUACAGGCAUUUAGUGAGGACCAUUUCCAAUGGUGAAUCAGCUCCAUUUGACAAACGUCCUAUAUUGGUGUAUUUCCAAGGGGCAAUAUAUAGGAAAGAUGGAGGAAUCAUUCGCCAGGAACUGUAUUACCUUCUCAAAGAUGAGAAAGAUGUACACUUCACAUUUGGCAGCAUCGGAGGGAAUGGGGUUAGGACUGCAGGCAAAGGGAUGGCAUCAUCCAAGUUCUGCCUGAAUAUUGCCGGAGACACCCCUUCCUCAAAUCGCCUCUUUGAUGCCAUUGCAAGUCAUUGUGUUCCUGUGAUUAUUAGUGAUCAGAUUGAGCUACCAUUUGAAGAUGUCAUAGACUACACACAGUUUUGCUUAUUUGUCCCUGCAUCUGAUGCUGUAAAGAAGGGUUACCUACUGAAUCUUCUUCGAGGAAUCAAGCAAGAAAAGUGGACUAAAAUGUGGGGAAAAUUGAAGGAGAUUGCACAUCAUUUUGAAUAUCAGUAUCCAUCACAACCUGGUGAUGCUGUGAAUAUGAUUUGGGAAGCAGUUUCACGUAAGAUAUCUCCAAUACAAAUUAAACUUCACAGGAGCAACAGAUAUAGAAGAUCUCAAUUUCCAGUACAGAAUAAAUGAAA
Molecule: messenger RNA, 2241 nt
Organism: Quercus lobata
Lineage: Eukaryota; Viridiplantae; Streptophyta; Magnoliopsida; Fagales; Fagaceae
Product: Exostosin family protein
Exons: 3
Coding region: 746-2239 (497 amino acids)
Molecular function (GO): glycosyltransferase activity
Source: RefSeq, a predicted model, not a curated record